UUUGAGGGUGUGGGACGCAUGCAAACACCAAAAACCAGAGAGAGCAGAUGAACGUCAGCCCUAGUGUCAGCUGCUGGAUUUUAAAUCCAUUCAGCAACACAAUUAAUGUUUCUGAUGGUGAAACUUUAAUCAGCUUUCUGACCUUUUCCCUGUUCUCCCUACAGGAACAGGUGUGUUUGUUCACUGAGCAAAAUUACACAACUUUUCUCAACAAAUGAAAUGUUUGUUCUGGAAAACAAGACAUUUACAGGUCAGCACCAGGUGUGGGUGUCUGUAGGGGUUUUACUGGUGGAACCAUCAGAUAAAAGCUGCACAUCUGGGGCUGAAACUCGACUUUGAGAUCAAGACCAGAAGAAACAGAAACUGAAGUGAGAAUGAGGUUUGAGCUUCCGCUGCUUCUGCUUCUGUUGUUUUUUUUUCUGCUUAGAGUUUGGUUACAAAACCGACACGGACCUGGUCUCUUCACACAGACGCACUCGAAGCAUCUUUCAGGUUUUUCCAGCCGAGUGCAUCAUCCGCUCUCCUGCUUGGCUCCAUUGUGCGAGAUGGAAAACAUGGAGGACUACGUCAGCUGGCCUAGUGACGAACCAGAUGAGGUGGUCUGCAACCUCAGCCCUCCCUCUGCGGAGACCCUGUCCCAAACCUACAUCCACUCCCUCAUCUGCGCCUCCGGCCUGAUCGGCAACAUCCUCGUGAUGAUCACCUACAGUUUCUACAAGAGAACAAAGACAAUGACGGACGUCUAUCUCUUUAAUGUGGCUGUGGCGGACCUGACCUUUGUGGUGGCUCUGCCUCUCAUCAUCUACAACGAGCAGAACGACUGGUCCAUGGGGUCAGUCGCUUGUAAGAUUCUCCACUCAACCUACAGCAUCAACCUGUACAGCGGCAUGCUGCUGCUGGCGUGCAUCAGCGGCGAUCGUUACGUUGCCAUAGUUCAGGCCAGGCGCUCAUUUGGGUCUCGAUCGAGGACUCUGGCGUACGGCCGUCUGAUCUGCUCGACCAUCUGGGUGUUUGCGAUGGUGCUAACUCUCCCUACGUUCAUCUACACGGAGCUCUCUGACGAACCGAUCUUCACAGAUUUCUCUGAGGAGCAAAACUACAGCGAGCUAGCUGACUUACAGGUGACAUGCCAGCUCACUUUCAACAACUCCGACACAGCAAAGCUGAUGAAGGUGAUGGUGCCCAGCCUCCAGAUGGCCGUUGGAUUCCUCCUGCCCUUCAUGGCGAUGGCGUACUGCUACUUAUGCAUCGCGUGGACUCUCCUGAGAGCCAACAGCAGCCAGCGGCACAAGGCCGUCCGCGUUGUCCUGGCGGUUAUCGCAGUCUUCAUCGUGUGUCAUCUACCCUACAACGUGAUUCUGCUGAUCCACACCACGUCGCUCUUCAAGGAGAGGAGCUGUCCAGCUGAGCAAACAAAGCUCCGGGUUCUGGCUGCUGCCAGGAGCAUAGCGUACCUCCACUGCUGCCUCAACCCCAUUCUGUAUGCCUUUGUGGGAGUCAAGUUCAGGAGCCACUUCAAACAAAUCAUGUCUGACUUUUGGUGCUUCAGCAAAAAGUACAUCUACUCCAAUCGCUUGUCACGCGGCACGUCGGAUACCUGCCUGUCGGGCACCAGAACCUCAGAAGGCUCCAACAAAAUGUCGUCCUUCAGCAUGUGACCGGGUUCUCCGUGAAGAGUCGUUCUCCAGCAGCAUGAUGCUCCUCUUACUGCACAGCUGGAUGUCAUUUGAACUUUUUAAUGGUUUUGUAUCCCAACAGAGGGAAACGGCCCUCACUUGAAGCCGAAGAGUUGAUGCGUUUUUGCAGUUAUAGAAUAAGAUGCAGUCUAAAGAACAAGAAGCCUUUACUAAAAACAUUCAGCCUAUUUCUGUGUGAAGUCUGUUCAUCUUCAGAAUUUUACUCUAAUCCUGUUAAAAUCUCUUAAUUAGCAUUUGAUAAAAAAAUAAUAAUAAAAAUCUUAUUUUUAAGAUUUUGCUUGUUUUUAUUUUUAUUUUUUCAGGAAAAAUAUAAACAAAAAUCAAGUGCAGAUUUUUUAAAGACUAGUAAAACAUAUUUUUGGACAGAUUCAGAAAAUGGAUCAGAUUUAUUAGUUUGGUUUUGUUUUAAUUAUUUAUUUAC
This is a messenger RNA of Nothobranchius furzeri (turquoise killifish), 2118 nucleotides long. RefSeq names its product chemokine (C-C motif) receptor 6b (gene ccr6b). The record is from RefSeq and is a predicted model, not a curated record. Lineage: Eukaryota; Metazoa; Chordata; Actinopteri; Cyprinodontiformes; Nothobranchiidae. Gene Ontology annotation, molecular function: C-C chemokine binding; C-C chemokine receptor activity. Gene Ontology annotation, cellular component: membrane; external side of plasma membrane. Gene Ontology annotation, biological process: G protein-coupled receptor signaling pathway; positive regulation of cytosolic calcium ion concentration; immune response.